AUCUUUCAGGAACACUCCACAAAGUGUCCGCCGUCCUGCCAUGCUGGGACUGUAACGCAUUUGGGAUUGCUGGUCUGUUUCGUCGCGCCCCUGAGACAUGGCUCCGUUUGGAAAAAACUUCCUGAAAGCUCGACAGAAAAACAGGACAAAAGAUGCCGAGCCUGUGGAAGGAAAGGAGAUUCAGGUGACGGUGUGCAAAGAGGAGAAGGUCGUCUGUGGAGUAACUAAGCACACAACAUGUGCGGAUUUGAUUCAGGCUUUACUGGAUGACCACAAGUCAAUCCCAGAGAGCAAGCGGCUCCUGCACGGGGAACCCAAAGACUUCUGUCUCGUUGAACGGUGGAAGGGUUUUGAGAGAGCCUUGCCUCCUCUCACCAGAAUCCUGAGACUCUGGUACGCCUGGGGUGACCAGAGACCCUUUAUCCAGUUUACUCUAGUCAAAACCAGCGAUUUUGUGCUUCAGCCCACCAAGAAGGGUGGAAAGUCCAAGGGGGCCAAGCCAAAGCAAGGUCAUGCUCAGUACAACCAGGCUCUGCCGGUGGAGAGGCAAAAGCGCAUGGUGAAAAAAGCUUUCCGGAAGCUGGAAAAGCUUCACAAGGAGAGCAAGAGCUCCCCGGGCGCCGAUGAGAUCGACCGAAUGGUGCAGCUUAUUCUCAACCAAGACCACACCAUCCGGGAGCAGAUCCAGCACAUGAGGGAGCUGGAUUUGGACGUGGAGCAGUUUGAGCUGCAAGAGCAGGAGGAGGCCGAGUCCGAGGGUUCACAGGCUCAGGCUUGUGGUCAGAGUUUGGAGGCAGACAUCGACGAGCAGCUGCAGGAGUACCUGUACACCAGCGAUGGAGUGGAACAGCUCGAGCUGCAGGUUCAGAGGCACCAGGAGCUCAUCCUCCAGCUCUCCCGGGACAUUGACGCUGAGCUGAGGAGGGCCAACGACCCUCUGAGCCAAUAUGAGCACAGGCAACAGGAAGGAGCCGUGGCUGCUUCCUGGAUCCCCCCGGAGACCAACGAAUCGCUCUACACCGCUGAACUGGAGAGGUUGCAGGGUGAAGUGAAACACAGCCUCUUCACUGGCGUGUCCCUUCACAACCAAGCUGCAGAAAUAGACAAGCAGCUUAAGUACUAUGAUGCUACGCUGGUCUCCAAGGAUCAGGAAUGUUGGCAGCUGGCUGCCCAGCUGAGCUCAUUGCAAAUUGGGGACGGAGGAGAAGAGGAGAAGUCCAGUCCUGUCACUCUGACAAGUGAGACUCAGUGCAACGUCUCACAGGCAGUGAAACUCAAACACAGCCUGUCCCCUCUAGACAUUACAGACACAGACUCAGACACGGGGAUUAGCUCCACACACAGUCAGGACUCGCUGUCACCGUGUCUCGACUUCCCUCCCCCACUGGACACAGACGUUUGAACAACCCAGUUGACCCUGCAAUUGAUUGUUCUGUAUUCACUUACUCCAGUUUGUUUGUAUGUGUUGUAUCAUUGCAUUCAUGACACAGAGCUAAGCUUUGUUUUUUUCUGAAAGAUAAAUCUGUGCUAUCUUGUAGGACUUAUGAAGGUAACUUAUCUGGACCGGAAACAAUUAGUUGAUUGACAGAAAAUAAAUCAGCACUUAUUGUGGAAAUAAAUAAGUAUUUUAGUCAUUUUUAAGCAAAAGCUUCUCAAAUGUCAGGUCCAUCAAUCGAGGAAAUAAUCAACAUAUUGAUCAUUAAUGACUAUAAUUGUUGAAUUAAAAGGUUUAUUUAUCCACAAUGUUAUUUUCCAAGAAAACAGAUGCUUAGGUCUCUGAUUUAAACGUAACAAAUACAUGAGAGGCACUAAACUUAAGCUAUGUAUGCACCAGCUACAGUCCAUCACUGGUUGUUAGGGUAUCCGACUUUUAAGUGGACAUUUCCCCCAGAAAAGCAAAGACUCUUCUCUUAGCACAACCACGUCUAAGGUGCACCAGGCGGAGUUACUUAAAAGCCUUUUCUGUGUUUUUGUUUCAUUUCCUAAUAAUGGUGAAUGUAUGCUUCUUUCGCUUCUUAAAGUUUUAAGCUCUUUAUGAAGCUGCACUUCUUUGUCUACAUGUAUAAGUCUAUUAACGAUGUUUUAUAUUAAAACAGAGAGCUAACUGUUUUUGGAUGUAGAAUUUAAGGUUUGUUAAAAGUUUAACAUCCCUCUUGACUACACUGUAAAUAUACGGCUGUAUCCACUGUACAUGAUGAUUCUUAUGACACGGGCACAACUUGUAAAGACAAUUUGAUAAAAUAACAGAGAAAAGAUAUUUAUUUAUCAUGAAAUUGUAUUUUAUAGAUGAGAUUUGUAUUAUGACUUUAUAAUAAUAAUAAUAAUUAUCUCCAUCUGCUUCAUAUUUACGGCCAAAACAACACAAAAUAAAUCUGUGUUAAUCAUGCUUCAAAACAAAAGCUGUGAUAAAGUUAAAUGUGCAUUUCAUAAUAAACACUAAUACUGUAAAUGUCACUGAUGAUUUAAGGAUUUCCUCUGGACUCGAAAGUGUUAAUA
Molecule: messenger RNA, 2496 nt
Organism: Cottoperca gobio
Lineage: Eukaryota; Metazoa; Chordata; Actinopteri; Perciformes; Bovichtidae
Product: ras association domain-containing protein 9-like
Exons: 2
Coding region: 98-1402 (434 amino acids)
Biological process (GO): signal transduction
Source: RefSeq, a predicted model, not a curated record